GGAAGGAGGAGUGUUCCGUGUCGAAGGAGCGCUUCUGCAUUGGUCGAGAAUAAAACAGCACGAAACUUUUGACGUGUUUUAAAGACGCUCGAGAUGAUAAAGAUGGCUCUGAGGUAGUGAUGUGAAGGAACGUCGGUGACCGAAUGUAGUGUUUCGCUGCUUUAUGUCGAGCGCUAAAAGACGUUUUCUCGCAAAUGGCGCCAAAACCGAGGUUAUUUUCUGAAAGUAAAGCGGAUCCACAAAAUAAGGAAAACAUGAAAACACUCUCCAGUCAUGUGUUCGUGAUUCAUGAACCUGACAGAGUCUGGCUUCCAAACAAGAAGGAGAAACUGCAGGUUUAACAGCUGUUGUUGUGAAGAUGGAGUUUGUUAAAGAGGAGAGUGAAGAAACGCGUGGAGUGAAAGAGGAAGAAGCUGAGGAACGGAGAGACCUGGUGGAAGUGAAAAAGGAAAGUGAAGAACUGAAUGAAGGGGAGGAGAAACAGCAGAAUCAGGAACCUCUGGAAAAGUCUUUCAGUUGCUCUCAGAUUGAGAAUAAAUCCUCGAAGGAAGCAACCGAGCCCAAUAAUUCAUUCAUGUGUCCUCAAUGUGGAAAGACCUUUACUUGUAAAAGAGACCUCAAGAGGCACAUAAGAAUCCACACCGGAGAGAAACCGUUCCCGUGCUCUCAGUGUGGAAAGAGUUUCGCCAAUUCAGGAGAUCUGAAGAGACACUUGAGAAUUCACUCGGGAGAGAAGCCUUUCAGCUGCCCUCAGUGCGGGAAGAGCUUCACGCAGAAGGAAGGUCUGAAGGAACACAUGAAGAUCCACUCGGGAGAGAAACCUUUCGCGUGCAUGCUGUGCGGGAAGAGCUUCACGCAUCAAAACAGCUUGAAAAGACACAUGAAGGUCCAUUCAGGAGAGAAGCUGCACCAGUGUCCUGAAUGCGGCCGGAGGUUUUCAGAGGCCUGCAAUCUCAAAACUCACCUGCUCUCUCACACCGGAGAGAGACCCUUUCACUGCCAGCGCUGCGAUAAGAAGUUCUUCCUGGCCGUGCAUUUGAAGACGCACAUGAGGAUCCACGAAGACGAGCGGCGCUACGUGUGUUCCUUCUGCGGGAAGAGCUUUCUGUGGCUCAACGGCUUCAAGGACCAUCAGAAGAUUCAUACCGGCGAGAAGCCCUACGUGUGUCUGGACUGCGGGAGUACUUUCACCAGAGCCGGGGAACUGAAGGUGCACGAACGCAUCCACACCGGAGAAAAACCCUACAAGUGUUCUCACUGCGAGAAGAGCUUCACAGUUUCAGGAGCCCUUAAAGUACACGAAAGAGUUCACACCGGAGAGAAACCGUACCUCUGUCCGUCGUGCGGGAAGACUUUCAGCCGCUACGGAAAUCUAGGGAAGCAUCUAAAGAAGGCUUGUCCAAAGCUGAGACGGAUGUGAGCCGAUGGACUGGAGUGCUGUGGAUUAUUGUGAGGUUUUUAUCAGCUGUUUGGACUCGUUCUGACGGCACCCAUUCACUGCAGAGCAUGCGUCACUGAGACACAUUUCUCCAGAUCUGAUUGAGAAACAAACUCACCCUGAUCUUGGAUGAUCUGAAAGUGAGCACAUUUUCAGCUAAUUUCCAUUUUUAGGUGAACUAUCUCAUAAAAUAAAUAAUUAAAACCUGCUCAUCAUGACUGCUUUAUGGGAACAGGAAUGUGAUUCGUUCUAUAGUGUGUGUAUAUUUUUUUUAAUGCAAUGAAAAAUUACUAAAAAGUGUUUUUGUUUCUCA
Molecule: messenger RNA, 1751 nt
Organism: Puntigrus tetrazona (Sumatra barb)
Lineage: Eukaryota; Metazoa; Chordata; Actinopteri; Cypriniformes; Cyprinidae
Product: gastrula zinc finger protein XlCGF8.2DB-like
Exons: 3
Coding region: 359-1420 (353 amino acids)
Biological process (GO): regulation of transcription by RNA polymerase II
Molecular function (GO): RNA polymerase II cis-regulatory region sequence-specific DNA binding; DNA-binding transcription factor activity, RNA polymerase II-specific
Source: RefSeq, a predicted model, not a curated record